AUGAUGGGUAAACUCACGCAGGAGCUAUUAGUUAACGAAUAUGACGUGCAACGCUUCUACGAAAAUGCUAUCGCCCGACAUUGCAUGGCCAUGGCAUUAACUCUUGUCUGUGAGGGCAAUGGGAAUCCCAUCUUUCGCUGGUCAAAAAAAUCUGCCGACAAGGAGGCUAUAGCUGAUGGGAUCUUGUCCUUAAACAUCCCAAUCACUUCAGAAUCAUUACAGUCGUUGCCGACAACUUUGCAAGACGAACUAAAGCUUCUCACCGAUUGGCAUUUGGACACUCUAUUAAUUUGGGAGUUCAAGAGCCUUUCAGUCGGAAAUAUUGAUCUCAUGAAUGCUAUCCGCAAUUUGCCCUCUCAGGGAACCUUUCCAUGGACGGCAUGCCUCCCAACAUCAUCUUGCGACACCCCAAGCAAGCAUAAACCCCAUGAACCAAUACCAAUACCAACAGGAAGAAGGACUGGGCCCGAUUGCCAGCCACCCAUAAUGCGUCUGCCAGAAACCAGAAAGCGGUUCCAUCAUGACACAGUUUCGGUCGACCAUGCACCUGACAUGCAUCCCGAAGAACGGUUGGGCACUGCUGUCCCGGAAAACAAAUUUGGUUUGUGUCCCGCUGGUGCUCCCAGUAUGGAUGCCGAGAUCAAUUUGAAGCACCAAGGAGGUACCAGUGAUCUCAAGAAAGGCCAGGAGAUUAUGCAGCAGGUGGGGUUUCCGCACGGCGUUCCCUGA
Molecule: messenger RNA, 729 nt
Organism: Laccaria bicolor S238N-H82
Lineage: Eukaryota; Fungi; Basidiomycota; Agaricomycetes; Agaricales; Hydnangiaceae
Exons: 1
Coding region: 1-729 (242 amino acids)
Source: RefSeq, a predicted model, not a curated record